Molecule: messenger RNA, 5379 nt
Organism: Ictidomys tridecemlineatus (thirteen-lined ground squirrel)
Lineage: Eukaryota; Metazoa; Chordata; Mammalia; Rodentia; Sciuridae
Source: RefSeq, a predicted model, not a curated record
ACUGUUGGGAGCCCGAGACUCGCUCCUCGCCCCACCCCUAGGGGCGGACCCGACUUGACUUAAACUCCGGGUCCCGGGAGGCCGGGGGCGUUCUCCCGCUUCUCAGGGUUUGGUUUGAACGCCGUCCUCAGCGCUUCUCGAACCGAAGAAACAAAAGCUCUGGGUGGAAGGGAUUGACCUGUGAAAGGACAUGUAAACAUACAGUAUUUAAAGAAUCUUACCAAGUUAUUGAGGGUCUCAGUUGCUCAGGCUGGCUUUGAAUUGGGAUCCUUCUGCCUCAGUCUCCAGAGUUGCUGAAAUUACAGGUUCCUGAUAUUCAAAAACAACAUUUUUAUUCCACUGCUACCAUAUCACACCAGUCAUGAGUUGGAAUGCAAAGCCAGAAAGUGAUAUGUUACCACCACCACCACCACCACCAUAUAAUAAAAGCCAGUCAUCUGUUCUGCACCAGUUUUUUAUAAACCAGCUUACCACAACAUCUCCAAGUUCUUUUAGCUAUCUUGGAAAUAAUGAAGCAUGCAUGUAUUCCAGUAAUUCAAAUCCAGUUUCACAGUAUCCCAGUAAUUCAAAUCCAGUUUUACAACCAGUGAAAAAUAUCAGAAAUUACAAUACUCCUCAAAUUCCUGUUUCUAAUACGCAAAACAGGACAGUGAUGGCCUCACAAACAUCAGUAGAAAGAAUAACAUGCGCACAAUAUACUGGACCCAGACAACCAAAUCAUAAUUUGCAAGUGUCUUCAGGAGUUUCGCAAAAUGUAUGGUUGAAUUCAUCAUCGAGGAAUUCCAUGCCUUCUCAUAUAGAGGCAGCUGUAUGUCAUCAGGCUGAUGUUGGAACUAAUAUGUCUAAUGCUCAUGCACUACAGAGUCAACUUGUAUCAUCAGAUAGGUAUUCUUUGCAACUACAAAUGAACACUUCAAAUUCUAUAAGAGCUCCUGUAACUUUUCAAGGAGAUCAGGGACUUAGCCAAUCACUAUCAGAUCGACAGGUUGAUUGGGUGCAACAGUAUACAUCAAAUGAACAGACUUAUCGUGAUUAUAGACGACCUCCAAAGCAAUACUCUUAUUCACCACAAAGAUUUUUACAAGAGCCAGCUGUUCAGAAACAAAACAUUGUGCCACAAAGCUUUUUGCAAGAGCCAGCUGUUCAGAAACAAAACAUUAAGCCACAAAGCUUUUUGCAAGAGCCAGCUGUUCAGAAACAAAACAUUAAGCCACAAAGCUUUUUGCAAGAGCCAGCUGUUCAGAAACAAAACAUUGCACCACAAAGCUAUUUACAAGAGCCAGCUGUUCAGAAACAAAACGUGCUAUCUACAUCAUCUCAAGUUAAAAAUUGUCAGCUUCCAACCUUAACACACGUUUUACAGUCAUCACAGACUCUGCCUGUGUCCUCAUGUCAAUACCCUACACAAACAAACAAAAGACCCCCUCCUCUUCUUCCUUACCCUUCCGGAAAUGGAAGCCAGCCUUUGCCAAAUUCUCAACAUGUUAUAAAAAACUUGCCUACGGAAGUUCCUCAGAGUCCUGAAGUGUACUCAUCUGAACUAAAAGACUCAACUAAAGGCUUUCAUCAGCCCUGGCCAAACAUUAGUGAAAAUUUUCACACAAUUGGAAAUUUCUGUGAUUUGAAAGUACAUACUAAUAUCGAACAGCCUUUUAAUGAACCAGUUAGAUCUUCUGUGGAUAGUGUUCAGAUUCCUGCUCAAAAUAAUCAAGAGAAAAGAAUGGAUUCCUGCAAUCCAGCUUCAAAUCCGGUACUAUACACGAAAGAAAAGUUAGUGAGAGAUAUUAAAUCAUUGGUAGAAAUUAAAAACAAGUUUUCAGAACUUUCAAGGAAAAUUAGAAUUAAUAAAAAUCUUCUAAUGGGUUAUAGGAAAACAGCAAAUAGCUCUUGUAGUGAACCAGCUCAGCCUUCUGAAUUCUCAACCCAAGGAAUAUCUGCUAAAAGUGACAGUCACUGUUCCAUGGAAUUGCUAACAACAUGUCUUAAUCUUUGGAAGAAGACACCAACAACAGCAACAGAAGAAACUUCAAAACCUUCAAAGGAAAAGCAGUGUAAUGAAUUAAAAACAAACACAACUGCGCAUGGAAUUUCAAUGACUACAGAGGGUGAUGAGAAGGGGUUUUGUUCAGUUGAAGGAAAUUCUCAGAAUAAAAGGGCAGAGUCAUCCCAGGAAACAACCUUGACAAUGAUAACACAAAAUUAUGACUCUUCUGGUGCAAAUGUAACCAAGGGGACAGAACUUCAGAUUGCUAUUGUGUCACCCUUGAUUCUUUCAAAUGUCAGAUCAUUGCCUCACAAAAGAAUGACACCUGAAGCUUUACCUGAACUGGUGUAUCCAGUUAUCAAAGAAGGUAGUAUUUGUAGCUUACAAAGUCAAAUGGAAAAAAAUAAAAUAGUGGAUACUUCAGUGAACGUCAAUGUUAACAGUCCAGUAGCCAAUACUACAAUGUCAACCAAUGCUUUUCCACUAACUCAGAAGGAAAAGCAGAAUGAGCCAACUAGUGGUAAUUCAGAACACACGCCUAAUACCAGUCAAGGAAAGCACUGUCCUCUGGGUGAUCAGCAAGCCUCAUAUAAAUCAAACAGCAUUUCUGUUGAGAGUGAUGAUAUAUUACUGAUUGAAAAUAUUUGUUCUCUUGUUGAAGGCGAUGUAACUUAUAAUUCUCAAAUAGCAAAGAUAUUCAACUCUUCCCCUUUGGAAAAGAUCGACCCACAGAAACUCACUUCAUCCUAUCAGCAAGUGAUUAAUAGCAGUCAACAAAAAGAACAAGUAGAUAAUACCACUACAGAUAAGGACCUUGGUUUUCAAAGAGAUGAAUGUGUGCAGUGCACAGAUGUACCUCAUGAAACAGUUGAUCAUUCUGAGUCACUGGAACCUCCAGGGUCAUUAUCUUUUAAGUAUAUUGAAACAAGCAGAGGAAUUCCAGAGGAAAGCAAUUUAGAACAAACCAUUGAAAAGGAAAGCACAGGUGAAGAUGUACAUUGUUCACCCCCCACAAUUCAGCAGAGUAUUUACCCUCAAGAAAUCAAGGCAGCCAGUGAUGUCACUACCCAAGAUCCUGCAAGAAAGAUUCAUGAUGAUGACACACCCAUGUUUUAUCUACAUGACCAGCUCUCAGAACUUCUAAAAGAGUUUCCCUAUGGCAUUGAAGCUGUGAACUUAUGUGCAAAGUCUGGGGGCCAAAAAGUGACAGGUCAAAUCUCACAAGAUCAAACUGGCGAUAAAACCAUUUGUGAUUCUAAGGACUCCACAGACCAAAUACAAAUUACCAUAUUAAGCUCAGAAAAAAUGAAAGAAUUAUUUCCCGAAGAUGUUGAACCCUGUGAUGUAGACACAGAGGAAGCCUCUGAGGUAGAUAGGUUGGCAGAAUCUCAGACAGAGAAGCCUAUAGCAGAAAGGAGCCUGUCUGACCCACAAGCAACUACCUGUUGUGAUUCUGUAACAUGGGAACCAGAAAAGGACAAAAUCCAUUGCUGUGCAUUGGGUUGGCUCACAACGGUCUAUGAAGGAGUACCUCAAUGCCAGUGUGAUUCCAUCAAGAGUUCCACCCCAGAGGAGGAGAAAGGGAAGGAUCACUGUUCUCCUUUGGAGACCAAGAGUUAUAAACAAGGAAAGACAACCUCAGAGAGUGAUAUCACUAUCCUUGAAUUUAAUGUGUCAGAUAAUCCAAAGACAACUCUUAAUCUGGUGGCUGAGAAAAAUAAUUUUCCUGAAAUAUGUGGUGAGAGUAUAAAAAACACAUCUGAAACAAAGAACUGCUCGCUAAGGACAGAACAGGAAUUACCUGGUCAGUUCUCUAAAUGUGAUGGUGAUAAAAAGGACACAUCUAAAGUGAAACAGGACAGCUCCCUAAAAGAAAAAGAAUUGAAUUGUCAAUUUUCACCAAAAGGCAACAAACUAGAUGACUUGCAAAGUAAUACAAGAAAAAGAAAAUUGAAAUUUCAUGAAGUGUCUUUUCACUUGACUAAUAAAAUGACAAUGGUUUGUGAAGAAGCUUCCCAGGUAAACCAGCAGGAGAAACACAUACCACAGAACUCUCGUCCACUCCAAGUGAAAACUAAAGAGCUACAUAGGAGGAAUGGUUCUUUGGGACAUUCAUUAUCACCAGAAAAGAAAAAAUUUAAGUUUAGGGUAGGUAGCUCCAAACAAAGACAUACAGAAGAAAGAAAGUUAGACCAAGGGAACAUACUGGAUGGGGAGAUAAACAAGGAAAAAUCUGAUAAACAGGAACAGAAGAAAAAUGUGGGAGGUGCACUCAAAUUCUGUAAUAUUUUGUCAAACCCUAAUGAGAGAGACAGUGUUAAAGAAAACACAAAGUCCUCAGACUUGAAGCAUAAUUCAUCUAAGAAAAUCAUAACACCGCAGGAAUAUUUACAAAGGCAGAAGCAUAAAGAAUGGAUGGCCAACAAAACAUCAGAGAAGACGUGUGUUAACAAUGUACCACAUGAUUCUGAUGGGAGGCCCAGUCAGCUUCCUGUGCAGAUGGGGAACUCUGGGAAACCAAAUGAGAAACCAGGCAGCAGUACAGAGGCUUCUAAAGAACCAGCAAAUGUGUUGACCAGCAAUGUUAAAAGCCUCAAACUCCACCAUUCUGAGAAGUCUAAGAAUGACAAUUCAAGGAAUGUUAAAGGAAGAGCUGAGCACAUGUUGCCUGACAAAGUGUGUACUGAUAAAACCAAAGCCAACCAAAAAUCCACCAAUACAAGUAGUGAAGUUGAAUUACACCAAAUGCCUCCCCAAGCAAACAAGCAAAGAAAAUUGUAUCUGAACAGAGUUGCGUUUAAGUGCACGGAACAGAAAAGCAUUUGUCUCACCCAGUAUGACAGUUCACCACCCCAAAAGCUUCAAAAAGACAAAGAGCAGGAAAAGGACCCUCAAAACUCUUCUCCUGUGAAAGACACCACAGUAAAACCAAGCAUGUUAGAGUUUAAAUUAUGUCCAGAUGUACUGUUAAAGAAUGAAAACUCUGUCAAAAAAGGGAAUGAUCAGAAGCCUCAUUCUAAGGAGCAAGAGCAACCCCCCGUGCAAGUUUCAGGAAUAAAAAGUACAAAAGAAGAUUGGAUAAAAUGUGUAACUGUGAAGAAAAGGAAGCAAGAAACCAGCCAAGAAACAGAUGAGACUAAUUUAAGACUUUGCAAGAGAAGCUUCAGUGCAGAUGGAUUUGAGAAAGUACCAAACCCUAUAAAAGAUUCAGUGUUUCAGACCUACAAACAGAUGUACCUGGAGAAAAGAAGCAGAAGCCUUGGUAGCAGCCCUGUAAAGUAAUCCCAAGAUGUGGUUUUAUAAUUGCCACUAGGAAGUUCUGUUACUUUCUGUUCAGCAUCUUGCUGGAAAUAACUCAGGAUUGCUUCCACAAUAAAGAUUUCUCAUCCAGAGAA